Messenger RNA from Petromyzon marinus (sea lamprey), 2111 nucleotides. RefSeq lists its product as uncharacterized. The record is from RefSeq and is a predicted model, not a curated record. Lineage: Eukaryota; Metazoa; Chordata; Hyperoartia; Petromyzontiformes; Petromyzontidae.
AACUCGAAAUUAUUCUGUCAAUGGUAAGGGGCUAUCAAUAAACAUCUCCGCCCAAUCAGGCAGCACCACCCUCGCAUGUACACCAUCCCUAUGCAUUCUCCUCCCUCUUAUGCACCACGUCAGUGGGUCUCCCUUGCACGCGUUCGCGCAGAGCUACAUACGAUAAACCCAGCUGCCCGCACGCCGCCAUCAGCAUGAAUUCCUCUUCACUCCCCCACCUUCAGAGCGCUCCUCUGGGCUUCUUCGUCUUCUCUCACCACCGUCAUCAUCAUCAUCAUCGUCGUCGUCGUCAUAAUCUCAUAAUCACGCUCACCACGCUCAUCCUCCUCCUGCCCGUGGUCUUGGCGGUGGGGACAUCUGCAGCUCGGGAGGGCUCCUCCCAGGCCGUGCGGGGCGUGAGUGUCCCCUUCGUGUUUGAUCCCAGGGCAAAGUGCGAGCCACCGUGUCGGCACUACGGGCUGUGCAUCCGCAACGACACCUGCUUCUGCGGCAAGGGAUACGAGGGCGAGCGCUGCCAGUUCGCACAAUGUUAUCCCAAGUGCAAGAAUGAAGGCGAGUGCCUUCGCCCGGGAAAGUGCCGAUGUCAACCGGGAUUUGGUGGACGUUACUGCCACAAAGCGGUGUGCGAGGGGGGCUGCCUGAACGGAGGGCAGUGUGUGCCUGUCCACUCAAGUGUGAAGUGCUCCUGCGUGUCCGGAUGGGCUGGUCCACGAUGCCAAGAAGCCGUGUGCCCCCAGGGUUGCCUUAACAGAGGGAGCUGUGUUUCUCCGGGCAUCUGCAGCUGCCCUACAGGCUGGGAGGGUGGGGCAUGUCAUAUUGCUGUUUGCAGGAAACCUUGCCUGCAUGGAGGGAAAUGUGUGGCGCCAAACAUCUGUCGCUGUCGAGCACAUUUCUCGGGCCUCCAGUGCGCCACGAGGAUCAAAUUGUGAUGCAAGCCUGAACACUCCUUCACUCCACGCGUCUGCACUCGAUUCAGCGUCCACAGAAUGACAAUGCAAUUUGGAGUAGUGAUUCUAUCAAAUGCGAGUUCCAACGACUGAUGUUUGCACUGCAGUCAAUAGAGUACCCUGCUAAAGUCACCAUAGCAGAGAAGUCAAACCGAUCAUUUUGGCCGUGGCAAUGUUUUUUGUUGGGUGCAGGUAACUUCGUGGUUUACUUGGAGUGCAGAAUUUACAUUGAGGAUUAAUAAUGACCUAAUUGGAAACGUUCAUCUAAAAAUCUAUGCAUUAUUUUAUAGUUGAAUCCCUAUCCCUCGCUAUACUUGGGAAAUUGGAUUAUCUAGAAGUUGAUGGGAUGAGGAUGCAAAGGUUGGACUUGGUGGGAUGGAGGUAGAAGAUGUAUAUUUUAAUACCCUUGAAUUUCAAAGUACUCUAUGGGUGCAAAUUCAUUAUAGCCUAAAGCAUAGUUUCUCAAAAUCUAUGUUUACAAAUAAACGUUUGUGUAUUGUGUAUUUUUGAAAUUUGCAUUUUUAUGAGAAUCAGUAAUUAAAGCUUAAUAGCGAGUUAUAACUUCAUGCAUAUAUGUGCGUGCGUUUAGCGCUGAAGGCUUGACUACAGUAUGAUAAAUUGUGAGCCAUAGUGGCACAUGCCUGUAAGUUAAGAGUCGGUGGUAGGUCACGAAGAUUUAUUAGAAUACAAACUGGCUGGGCUACCAGGUGACAAGUAGAUGGCAGCACAGAAAAUGAUUUUAUAAACCUAUCUGUGUGAUCCUUCCAGUGUUAUCACCUCAUAUGUAUGCCUUUUCUCUGGCUGAUCAGUUUCCUCACAUUAUAAACAUUACCUAUCGAAGCAUUGGGCACACACCCCAAUGAGAAAAACAUUCGAUUCAGUGAAACUUUCCCAUAUAACCUAACAUGCAACUGCACGUAUCCAAACGGUAUAACAUUAUGCUAUGCUGUACAAUAAACAUUGGGUGAAUUUGGAAAAUAAACAUGUAGACCAAUUAAAACAGGAAUUUAGAGAGAGAGCUGUCGAGGCAGUGAGAUACCAAGAUUGACGGAAGGCUUACAGCUGCUCUAAUGCAGACACAUGGGGUGAAAAUCUGUGAUGUAACAUGAACUCCACUCUUUGAAACAAUAUUUUUGAUGCAAAAUAAAGUGUCCUGUUAAUGAA